AUGGACAUUAAAGAUGCUUCAGAAACAACCAAGCGACAAAAUGAUUCUGCAUUUUGGAAAAUGUUAUCUGAAGUUCUAAAUGAAACAACAAUGGAGGAACAAGCAUCUGACAGAGAUCAAUUAUUUCACCCAAUUCCAGGCUCUGAUGUGACCUCUGGGGACAAAGACGAACAAUCAGAGCUACAGGAAGUCAAGUUAAAAUUAAUGCUGGGCAUCUCGUUCAUGACCCUCUUCCUUUUCCUCAUCCUCCUGACAAUCUGUGGUGUCACGUUGUACAAACUGAACAAGCUGAGUUCUAAAAAUGUAUGUGAGACUCCAUACCCAGUCAACCCAGAGCUGGCUGCCCUGUCUUAUUUUCACCCCACAGAAGGUGUAUCAGACACAUCUUUCUCAAAGAGUGCUGAGAGCAGCACAUUUUGGGGCAACGCUCCCUCCGAAUUUAGAAGACCAGGCAUAAGAAAGUCUAAAUCUAGAAAUAUGGCAGAUAUGAUUUCGACAGCCUCAGAAGAUACAUGUGUAAAUGAUGAGUCAGACUUACCUCACAGUGAGUAUCCAGAGUUUCUGAGUCAGUUUGGGGUGGCCUUUGAGCAGCGGUCCAUGCUACCCUCUGCCGGUUACUUGUGCAAUUUUCCAUGCCCUUUGAACAGCCAACAAGCCGGCGAUUGCUGCCAGCGUUUGUACUGUCACUUCAGGCACCGGGAGAUGCUGUGGGAACGGAAUGAGGCAGGCAGAUGCAGCUGCUUGGCGGCGCUCUGGGUGCAGAAGAACCAGGUUGAGUACACGGGUGAGAAAGGGCUUGCGGGAGGACUGCUAGGUGGGCUCGGGGAGGAGCUGACCACCAAGCAGCUCCACAUUUUUUCUCCACCCGUCCUUGGGAGGUACCAAGGAUUUUCUUGA
Molecule: messenger RNA, 897 nt
Organism: Choloepus didactylus (southern two-toed sloth)
Lineage: Eukaryota; Metazoa; Chordata; Mammalia; Pilosa; Megalonychidae
Gene: EQTN
Product: equatorin
Exons: 6
Coding region: 1-897 (298 amino acids)
Biological process (GO): fusion of sperm to egg plasma membrane involved in single fertilization; endocytosis; acrosomal vesicle exocytosis
Cellular component (GO): plasma membrane
Source: RefSeq, a predicted model, not a curated record